UGCGAGUAGGGCAUCUUUUUCUUCAGUCAUUAUUGAGGCUCUUUUACGUUUAAUUUCGCUGUCAACGCCAUGGAUAAGACUGCUCGCUGGGUGAAGAUGUUCGUCUCCCAGCUGCUCCUGCUCUGGCAUAUAUCAGUGGUGGUGGCAGCAGCAGAGCCUUUGGUCCAAGGGUUAAGACGACGCCCAGAUGAGGUCACAUGGUCCUAUUCAGGAACGUUAAACCAGAAGAUCUGGGUGCAGCGGUACCCAACCUGUAACAGCGCUCGUCAGUCUCCGAUCGAUGUGGAUGAGACCUUCACGCAGGUCCGACUGCAGUACCAGAACCUGCAGCUAGAGGGCUGGGAGCGCCGAAUAUCUGAGGGCAGCACCGUACGCAACAAUGGGACAACAGUGGUGAUUGAUGUUGGAGGGGAGUUCUUUGUGAGCGGAGGAGGACUGACUGAUCGUUUCAGAGUUGGACGCAUCGCCUUCCACUGGGGGCGCUGUAAUGCUACGUCAGAGGGCUCCGAGCACAGCCUUAAUGGGAUGAAGUACCCUCUGGAGAUGCAGAUUUACUGUUACGAUGAUGAAACAUUUAAAAACUUAGAUGAAGCCAUUAACUCAGAAGGGAGAAUCGCUGCUUUGGCUGUGCUUUUUGAGGUGAGCCUGGAUGAAAAUGACAAUCUGACGGCGGUGAUAGAUGCAGUGAACAGCGUUACUCGGUUUGGUAAAAUAGAGCCCAUUGAGCCUUUUAAUCUGCGUUCCCUCCUGCCAAACUACACAGACAAAUACUACAUCUAUAACGGGUCUCUCACAGCUCCGCCCUGCUCCGAGACCGUGGAGUGGGUCAUAUUCAAACACACUGUCCCCAUCUCAGAGAUACAGUUGGAGGUGUUUUGUGAGGUGCUGACAUUGGAGCAGUCUGGAUAUGUCAUUCUCACUGAUUAUCUCCAGAACAACUUCAGAGCUCAGCAGCAGGAGUUUAUGGGACAAGUGUUCGCCUCCUACACCGGGGUUGAGGAGGUCCUCACUCCAACCUGCAGCUCUGAGCCUCAGAACGUGCAGGCGGAUGCUCAGAAUGACACAACUGUGGUGGUGAUGUGGGAGAGGCCGCGAGUGGUGUAUGACACCUCCAUCGACUGGUACCUGGUCACGUAUCAGAAGCUGCAGGGUCCAAAGGAGAGCCCACAGGAGUACAGGACCGAUGGGGACCAGGAUGUGGGCGCAGUCAUCUUCAACCUGCUGUCCAACAGCAGUUAUGUGGUGCAGGUGGUGUCUGUCUGCACCAACGGCCUCAGAGGGAGGUGGAGCGACCAGAUCAUCGUGGACAUGCCCCAGGAGGACCCAGAGACUGAUACAGAUUCUGACACUGUCUCACCGGACAUGGUCCUCAACAAAGAGGUCUCUUCCAAACCUAACUGGGAGAAGCCAAAGACACAAAACCAGCUGAAUAUGUCCCCUGAUGACCACAGUCCAGUGGAGGAGGUCCCAUUGGAGCAGACCAAGGUCUACCAAAACCUGCCCAGACCCGGUCCAGCUGGGGUGCCCAAGUCCACACUGAACCAGAGCGUGAAGAAGUCCAAACCCAACAAGUCCAAGUCCAGAGACCAGGACAUGAACUCUAUAGAGGAGCCACAGAGGAUCCCAGCAGGGUUUGGUCGAGGUUUAGACCCAGGAUUUGGGGGGAAUGGGGCUAUAUGGAUCCAGGAGCCUACGGAGCAGCCAGGGUUUCUGUUUCCUGUGGCCAGAACAACCGUUCAAAACCCAAACAACAGAAGACAGAUCACAGAGGAGGCCUCACUGGCUGUGUCACAGUCUAUAGACAUAGCAGCUGAAGACUUGUUCACCCCACUCUCAGAGGAGGCCCAGGUCACAGAUGUGUUUUAUGAAGAUACUUUACACUCCAAACCAGAGACCACCUCUGCCCCUAUCACCUCUGCUCCGGACUCUGAGUGGAUCCCUGACAGAGAGACAACAGUCAGUCACUCCUUGGUUCAUUCUGUAUACAAACCGUUAACUUCCUCAUCUCUGCUGCGAGUCCUCAUGUACACCACACAGCCCAUGUUCACAGAGGGCAGUAACAGCAGCCAUGAGUCUCGAGUGGGUUUGGUGGCAGUGGACUCAGAGAAGAGGACAGUGGUGCCUUUAGCGGUGGUCUCGACUUUGACCAUCCUGUGUCUGCUGGUGCUGCUCGGGAUACUCAUCUACUGGAGAAACUGUUUCCAGACGGCAGACUUUUACCCAGACGACAGUGCAUCUCCCAAAGUGGUGUCUGCUCCUUCCACUCCUCUGCUGCUGGCCACAGAUGGACACGAUCCACUAACAGUGAAACAGUUUGUGAAACAUGUGCUGGAGCUCCACGCCACAAAUACUUUCUCUAAAGAGUUUGAGAUUCUCACUGAGUUCUCCGAGGAGGUGCAGGCGUGUACUGUGGAUAUGGGCAUCACCUCAGACAGCUCCAAUCACCCGGACAACAAGAGCAAGAACCGUUACAUCAACAUCCUGGCCUAUGAUCAUAGCCGGGUGAAGCUCGCCAACAGUCUGGACAGAGAAGGCUGCGGAGACUACAUCAAUGCUAACUUUGUUGAUGGCUAUGAAAGGAGCAGAGCUUACAUUGCAGCACAGGGCCCUCUCAGAGCCAGUCGGGAGGAUUUCUGGAGAAUGAUCUGGCAACAAAACGUGGGGGUCAUAAUAAUGAUCACCAACCUCAAAGAGAAAGGAAGGACCAAAUGUGACCAGUACUGGCCUGAGGAUUCUGAGGAGGACUAUGGGCCAUACCAGGUUUCUCUGAAAAGUACGAAGACUCUGGCCUACUACACUCUGAGGACCCUCUCUGUGAGAGACACGUCAAAGUUGUCCCAGAGGAGUGAGGACCACACAGUGAUGCACUACCACUACACUCAGUGGCCAGAUAUGGGGGUCCCAGAGUACACCCUUCCAGUGCUGUCCUUCAUCAGGACCUCCUCUCAGGCCCGUACCCAGGACAUGGGCCCUGUCCUGGUCCACUGCAGUGCUGGAGUGGGCCGGACAGGAACCUACAUAGUGAUUGACAGUAUGCUGCAGCAGAUCCAGGAUCAGAGCUCAGUCAAUGUCCUGGGCUUCCUCAAACACGUGCGCACUCAGAGGAACUUCCUGGUCCAGACUGAGGAACAGUAUGUGUUCAUCCACGAUGCUCUAGUGGAGGCCAUUUUGAGCCGAGAGACAUCCAUAACCUCUGACCACCUGCACAGUUACGUGUCUGAGUUGCUGACCCCAGGGCUUUCAGGACGCACACGCAUGGACAAACAGUUCAAGCUGAUCAGUCAGCGUCAGGCCAAACAUGCAGACUACAGCACAGCUCUGAAAGAAGGAAACGCAGAGAGGAACAGGGCCAAAGCGCUCAUGCCCGUGGAAAGAUCCAGAGUUUGUCUUACAGCCUCAGACACAAACUCUACAGGUUAUAUCAACGCUUCAUAUGUUAUGGGCCACCAUCACUGCAGAGAGUUUAUCGUGACUCAGACUCCACUCAGCUCUACAGUGGAGGAUUUCUGGAGGAUGGUUUUAGAAAAUAAUAUUCACACCGUGGUCUGUCUCACUGACUCACACUCUCGGUCUGAAGAGGACUCAUGUGUGGAGUACUGUCCAAGCAGAGGUCAACCAAUCAGCUUCAAGGAUUUCACUGUAUCAUUUUCAACAGAGGAACGUGUUUGUUUGUCCGGAGACGAGAAGCUUUUAGUGCGAGACUUUAAAUUACACUGUCCACAGAGUAAUUAUGAGGUGGUGGUGCGACAGUACAGUGCCACUUGCUGGCCCAACCCUGACAGUCCAAUUAGGAACAGCUUUGAGUUGAUAAACACAGUCAGAGAACACAGCAGGAUCUCAGAGGGACCAACACUAGUGCUCGAUCUAAUGGGUGGCCCAGUGUCAGGCCUGUUCUGUGCCCUGACCACGCUGUACAGUCAGCUGCAGGAAGAGGGCGCUGUGGAUGUGUAUCUCGUGGCACGAAUGACUAACCUCAUGAGGCCAGGAGUCUUCAAUGAUGUGGAACAGUUCCAGUUCCUGUACCGGUCGGUGCUGAGUCUGGUGAGCAGUCAGGAGGAUCAGGAAGUUCUUCAGAGUCCAGAGACCAACGGGACGGUCGCACUGGGACACAGCAGCACCGCAGAGAGUCUGGAGUCUCUCAUGUAGACUCUGACUACAUUUAUAACUUUGGACUGGAGGUGAAAUGUCCC
Messenger RNA from Periophthalmus magnuspinnatus, 4190 nucleotides. It is a transcript of the gene ptprz1b, whose product is annotated as protein tyrosine phosphatase receptor type Z1b. The transcript has 32 exons. NCBI's taxonomy places the organism in Eukaryota, Metazoa, Chordata, Actinopteri, Gobiiformes, Gobiidae. The record is from RefSeq and is a predicted model, not a curated record. Gene Ontology annotation, biological process: peptidyl-tyrosine dephosphorylation. Gene Ontology annotation, molecular function: protein binding; protein tyrosine phosphatase activity. Bases 70 to 4146 code for a protein of 1358 amino acids.